AUGUACCCCUCUCCUGAAGUUGCACAACUUAGUGAGAAGGAUGACGAUUCCUCCAGUUCUGAGAAGGACAUGGCUGCUGAAGGUUUGUGCUUUCUAGGGCAUACCGUGUCUGGUAAAGGAAAAUCGGUGGCAUCUAAAACUACCAAUGCUUCCCAUUCUGAGAAGCAUGAUGUUACAAAUGAUGUGAUUGACCUAGAGGAUGAUAGGAGCAAGGUUGCAGUGAAGAAGAGGAAGAUUAGAGAAGUUUCUGAGUCUGAAGAGGAUGUUGAGGAAGAUGUCCCUGACAUCUCUCCUAUGAAGAAAACCACUGUGAGGAAGUCUCUUGGUAAACUUGUUGCUGUGCAUUUGGAUAAUAUUUCUUACCAUCUUGAGGAUGGGGCCGCCAAAUGGAAAUUUGUGAUUCAAAGAAGGGUGGUUGUGGAAAGGGAGUUAGGAAAGGAUGAUGUUGAAGUCAAGGAGGUCAUGGACCUGAUAAAGACUGUUGGGUUGAUGAAGACUGUGGCUGGGUUCUCUCAAUGCUAUGAAGGUUUAGUUAAGGAAUUCAUUGUCAACAUUCCUGAGGAUAUUGCUGAUAAGAACAACAAGGAAUUUUGCAAAGUGUUUGUGAGAGCUAAGUGCAUCACUUUCUCUCCCACUAUUAUUAACAAUUUUCUGGGCAGAAAAGUUAAGGGUGCAGGUGAAUUGGAAGCUACCGACAAUGAGGUAUGUAGAGAAAUUACACCUAGGCAGGUGAAAGGGUGGCAUAUUAAGACGCAUCUUCCUGCUGGGAAGUUAAUUGUCAAGUAUGCUAUAUUGCAUAAAAUAGGAGCUGCAAAUUGGGUGCCUACCAACUACAUUUCCACAAUUUCUAAUACCCUUAGAAGAUUUAUUUUUUCUAUUGGAACCAAACUGAAUUUUGACUAUGUGUAA
Messenger RNA from Lathyrus oleraceus (garden pea), 909 nucleotides. RefSeq lists its product as uncharacterized. The transcript has 2 exons. The record is from RefSeq and is a predicted model, not a curated record. Lineage: Eukaryota; Viridiplantae; Streptophyta; Magnoliopsida; Fabales; Fabaceae. Bases 1 to 909 code for a protein of 302 amino acids.